Messenger RNA from Chlorella variabilis, 495 nucleotides. RefSeq lists its product as hypothetical. The transcript has 2 exons. The record is from RefSeq and is a predicted model, not a curated record. The annotation marks the transcript as partial. NCBI's taxonomy places the organism in Eukaryota, Viridiplantae, Chlorophyta, Trebouxiophyceae, Chlorellales, Chlorellaceae.
GUGGAGACGGGGGUCUUCCAGGGAGGCACCUCCAUCCUGCUCCUCAAAGCCCUGGAGCGCUUUGAUGGCGGCGGAGGGCGCCGCCUGUGGGCCGCCGACUCCUUCCAGGGCACCCCCGCGCCCGACGAGGUCCACGACGGCGCCGGGGCGGCGGCCUCGGGCGGCGGCCUGCGCCGCGGCGUGGCCGGAGAGUACGCCUCCUCCCUGCCCACCUUCCGCGCCAACCUGGCCCGCUUCCGCGUGCCCACCCCCGCCCACCGCCUCCGCAUCCUGCCGGGCUGGUUCAACGAAACGCUGGCGGCAGCGCCCAUACCCGCCAUCUCCUUUCUGCGCCUGGAUGGAGACCUGUACGCCUCCACCCGGGAUGCUCUGGAGGCUCUCUACGACAAGCUGUCCCCCGGGGGGCUCAUCUACGUGGAUGACUAUGGCAGCUAUGCAGGCUGCCGUGCAGCCGUGGAUGAAUUUAGAGCAGAGCGCGCCAUCCUGUCGCCGCUG